ACAUAACCCACCUGGGAAGCUGGGAUCAAGGCUGGACACGUCCACACAACGAUCAACAAGACAAGGAGGCUGGGUAACGGCGCUAUCUUUCGCUACCAAACUCCUGAGCCGCCCGGAAGUUUAAAUUUCCGGCGACUCCAGCUUCUUUGGGGUCAGCCGUUAGCAUAAGUAACCACAAGUGCAUUUCUUCAUCACUGCUUAGGGAGCAGGUUUGGAGUCUCAGUUUGAAUGAAUGAUAGCAGAGGCCGCGUUUAGCUGCAAACUCGUUGAGGGUUUACUGUUAUUGAGAUUUGUAAGAUUGAUAUUUUGUUGUAUAGAAUCAUGACGGCAGCAGGUAUGAAGCUACAACCUCGCUUCUACAGUUUCUUCGACUUCGAUUUUACAAUAUAUUAAUUUCCGAAGUACCUUGCCCACUCCACACACACGAUCAAAUUUUGUUCAGCGGACAUGAAUACUGUUUCUGUAGACAAGCUCGUUUCUGUCCAAACAAAUAAAAAUCUUUAUGUUAACUACGUUAACGGUGGUAUAGAAUAGAAAUAGUGUACAUAAAUUUUAUUCUGGCUACUUCGUUCCAGCUCGUUUUAGGAGGUUUGACCAAGUAUAAAGGUGAUUAUAUCCACAUAAUUUACAUAUUUAGAAGCAUUACUAAAAGUUCUAGACAGCUUUAAAAAGUCGAAUUUGAAUACGAUGAGAAUUUCAUGUGUGAAAGAGUAGAUUUAAUUGAGAGCCAAGCAUAUUAGACAAUAGUGAAUGAGAACACUAAUUUGCAAUUAUGGAGUAUAUGUCCAAUCUAACUCGUUGCAAUAGCUAAUUCAGAGUGUUCAAGUUCAUCGUUUCAUGCUACAAGUGAAUUCCCCCCCAACUCGUGUGGAUUAUUUAAUAUAUGACAAAGAAGGGCUGGUGCUGCUUAUUUUAGUUUAUUUUUUUGAAUAGGGCAGUUUUUGUCCUGAUCUUCCAUAUAAAUAUAGCAGAUGGUGUGCUUGGGGGCACCAUGUUCCAGCUGAAGCACAUUCAUUUCGUGAUAUAAUUUCAAUGACUUGAUCCAAGAAGCUCAACGUCGAUGGUUAAAACCUGCUGAGGUUCUUUUCAUAUUGCAGAAUCACGAGAACCAUCAGAUUGCCCAUGAGCCCCCCCAAAAGCCUGGAAGUGGAUCUUUGUUUCUUUUCAACAAGAGAGUCCUAAGGUUUUUUCGUAAAGAUGGGCAUAGUUGGAGAAGAAAGAGAGACGGGAGAACCGUGGGUGAAGCACAUGAAAGGCUCAAGGUUGGAAAUGCAGAAGCUCUCAGUUGUUAUUAUGCACAUGGAGAGCAGAAUCCCAAUUUUCAGAGGCGCUCUUAUUGGAUGCUGGAUCCGGCAUAUGAGCAUAUUGUCCUUGUUCACUACAGAGAUAUAAAUGAGAUAUCUCUGGUGUCUUAUACUUCAAGCCAGACUCUAGGCCCAUACUCUACUCAGUACGCAGGCUCUUCUGUGGUCAUAAAUGAAUCAUAUGAACCUUAUUCUAGUCCGGGAUCUGCGGAGAUUAGUUCUCAUGGAACCACUGCCAGCAAUGGGAUAGACCAGUUGGGCAUUAGAGAGAGGGUACAGGAGGUUAGCACUGCUUCAGAAUUUGAAAUGAGCCUGGCAUUGCGGAAGCUUGAGGAGCAGUUGAGUUUGGAUGAUGACAGCUUCAAAGAAAUUGAGCAACUCAACGACACAGAUAAAUCAGACGUUGAAAACAUUUUAGAUGAUGAUAGCAAUUUUUCUAGGACUCCUUAUGAUUCAAACAACUCUGUGCUGUGGCAACAUUCGGGUUACUCAAGUGAGCAUAAUAAUCAAAUCUCAGGAUAUGAAAUAGACCCCAGGGAAGAUGAUGAAAAGAGCACGCUGCUUGCAACAGAGCCAAUAGAAACCUCGGAAAGUAUCUGGCUUAAGUUUGGUGCGAAUGAGGCUCAAAAUUCUUUUAUCGCAAUUCCUGAACAAGUUGAAGAUAUCAAAUACCCUUUAUAUUCUCCUACAGUAAAUGCUUGCAGAACUGAUCCUGUGCAAUAUACUACAUUAUUCGACGAAGGUCAGAUUGGAAUUUAUCUUGAAGAUGACAUGGGCUUAGUUAUUGAUCAAAAGCAGAAAUUUACAAUUAAGGAAAUAUUUCCUGAUUGGGGAUAUGCUACCGGGACUACAAAGGUUGUUAUCAUUGGAUCAUUUCUUUGUGACCCAUCAGAAAGAGAAUGGAUGUGUAUGUUUGGUGAUAUGGAAGUGCCUGCUCAAAUCAUUCAAGAAGGUGUCAUCCGUUGCCAAGCUCCUCCACACUUGCCUGGCAAAGUCAACCUUUGCAUUACCACAGGUGACCGAGGAUCUUGCAGUGAGGUUAGGGAGUUUGAGUUCCGAGUUGAGUCCACUGGAAAUAUUAAUAGUAGUCUGCCUGAAACACAAUGCACUCAUAAGGGUCCUGAGGAACUAUUGCUUCUCAUCAGAUUUGGACAGAUGCUUCUUUCAGAUGUAUCAAAUCAUAAACUUUGUAGUUCUCUAUCUGGAAAUGAUUUUUUGGAAAAAAUCAAAGCGGGUGAAGAUUCAUGGAGUCAAUUCAUUGAGGCUCUCCAAUUGGACUGUUCAACGUCAAAUCUUACUAUUGAUUGGUUUCUCCAGGAACUUCUGAAAGACAAGUUGGAGCACUGGAUCUCUUCCAAAUCACAAGGAAAAACUAACUUGUCUGGGUGUAUAUUGUCCAGGCAAGAACAAUGCAUAAUUCAUAUUGUUGCUGGGUUGGGAUUUGAAUGGGCCCUGCGCCCAAUUCUAAGAGCUGGAGUCAGCGUCAAUUUCCGUGAUACCACUGGCUGGACUGCCUUACAUUGGGCUGCACGUUUUGGGAGGGAAAGAAUGGUUGCUGCGCUGAUAGCAUCUGGCGCAUCACCUGGAGCAGUUACUGACCCCACCAAACAAGAUCUCUUUGGUAAAACUCCUGCUGCCAUUGCUGCUAAUUGUGGACACAAGGGACUUGCAGGAUAUCUUUCAGAAGUGGCUUUAACCAGUCAUCUCUCAUCCCUCACAUUGGAAAAGAGUGAGCUCUUUGAAGGAUCUACUGAUGUGGAAGCAGAAAAAGUCACUGUUAGUUUCUCCACAGGAAGUCCGACAACAAAUGAGGAUCAGCUUUCACUGAAGCAUACUUUAGCUGCAGUCAGGAAUGCUGCUCAAGCUGCUGCACGGAUACAAUCUGCAUUCCGGGCACAUUCUUUCAGGAAGAGACAACAGAAAGAAGCUGGAGAUGAAUAUUAUACUUUCUCAAAUGGUAUUCAGGGUGUUCCAGCUGCGUCCAUGUUAACAUUCUGUUCAACACGUGAUUAUAACUCAGCAGCUUUAGAUAUCCAAAAGAAAUAUCGAGGAUGGAAAGGGAGGAAGGACUUCCUUGCUUUCCGUCAGAAAGUAGUAAAGAUACAGGCUCAUGUACGAGGCUAUCAGGUUAGAAAGCAAUACAAGGUAUGCUGGGCCGUGGGAGUUCUAGAAAAGGUAGUGCUUAGGUGGCGUAGAAGGAGAGUUGGACUUCGUGGAUUUCGACCGGAGGAAGAGUUCAUUGAUGAAAAUGAGGUUGAAGAAGACAUACUCAAGGUUUUCCGGAAGCAGAAAGUGGAUGCGUCAAUUGAUGAAGCUGUCUCAAGGGUCCUCUCAAUGGUUGAUUCUCCUCAGGCACGCCAACAGUAUCAUCGCGUUCUUGACAAAUAUCGACAGGCUAAGGCCGAACUUCAAAGUGUGGAAACCGAGGCAGCACCUUGUGCAAUUGGCGGCUUCACCAGUAUGGAAAGUGAUGACAUAUAUCAGUUCAAGUAGCAAAUUCUAAUCCAGUCUGAUCUGCAUGGCUGUUACAUGUAGAAUUGUACAUAAUUUUGCUGUAAAUGCUAACUGCUGGUGAAUGUCAUAUGUAGGUAAGCCGAAGCCAGUAAGCUGCUUAAAAUUUCUUGCAUGUGACAAUCAUUGAUAACCUAAUAGGCUGUAUGGGUUUAAGAUGUCUUUUCAAUGGUAAUUUGAGUCGCAGUGGUGCCUGUAAUGAAUUAGGUAA
Cuscuta epithymum is the source of this 4026-nucleotide messenger RNA. The record is from the annotation of a GenBank genome assembly. NCBI's taxonomy places the organism in Eukaryota, Viridiplantae, Streptophyta, Magnoliopsida, Solanales, Convolvulaceae.